This is a messenger RNA of Anopheles maculipalpis, 971 nucleotides long. It is a transcript of the gene CAH1, whose product is annotated as carbonic anhydrase 2. The record is from RefSeq and is a predicted model, not a curated record. NCBI's taxonomy places the organism in Eukaryota, Metazoa, Arthropoda, Insecta, Diptera, Culicidae. The transcript is spliced from 4 exons. Gene Ontology annotation, molecular function: carbonate dehydratase activity; zinc ion binding. The coding region runs from base 121 to 951 and encodes 276 amino acids. Gene Ontology annotation, cellular component: cytoplasm.
AGUUCGGAGUGUGUUUGUUGUUUCGUUGUAAGCAGUUUGUUGUUACGGUGCAUCAGUUUACACGCUGCUGUUGCUGUUGUUUGCAUAGAAAAGAAGAAGACCUAUUCAAAGUUCUUGAAGAUGUCUCUUACAUGGGGAUACACACACAUAAAUGGACCGCAGAAAUGGCCGGAAAUGUUCCCGCAGGCUCGUGGACAGCGCCAGUCACCGGUCGAUAUCGUUACGUCCAAGACCCAAAACUCGGGCGAUCUGCAGGAGAACCCACUGCGCUGGACGUACGUGCCGGAGAACACGCGUAGUCUGGUCAAUCCGGGCUACUGCUGGCGGGUCGAUGUAAACGGCAAGGGUUCACUGCUGACCGGUGGACCGCUGCAGAAGGAACAGUUCAUACUCGAACAGUUCCACUGCCAUUGGGGAUGUUCGGAUUCGCGCGGAUCGGAGCAUACGGUUGAUGGGGAAUCGUUUGCCGGCGAGCUGCACCUUGUCCACUGGAACCAGAGCAAGUACAAGAGCUUCGCUGAGGCGGCAGGACAUCCGGACGGUUUGGCGGUGUUGGGUGUCUUUUUGAAGGUCGGCAAGCCGCAUCCGGAGCUGGAUAUCAUCGCUCGUCUACUUCCGUUCAUCACCCACAAGGGCGAUCGCGUUACACUAAACAAACCACUCGACCCGGCCCGUUUACUACCGGAGGGUAAAGCCUACUGGACGUACCUGGGAUCACUCACCACACCUCCAUGCUCGGAGUCUGUCACCUGGAUUCUCUUCAAGGAACCGAUCGAAGUAUCGCACGAGCAGCUGGAACUGUUCCGUGAAAUGCGUUGCUACGAUGCUGCUGAAGAGUGUCCAUGCGAUGAAACGCUCAAUAAGCAGUUCGAAUACGGCAAGGUCAUUAACAAUUUCCGUCCACCGCUGGAGCUAGGCAAUCGGCAGCUGCGUGAGGUAGAUAGCUACUAGAAAGGAUCAAAUUUGACCAG